Molecule: messenger RNA, 1548 nt
Organism: Pseudopodoces humilis (Tibetan ground-tit)
Lineage: Eukaryota; Metazoa; Chordata; Aves; Passeriformes; Paridae
Source: RefSeq, a predicted model, not a curated record
AGACUGCCAACCCCUGGAGGAAAGCCAAAUUCCUGCGAGUCGAGAGCGAGGGCUCGAGGGAGACAAGAUGUCCAUCAUAAAAUUUGAGUUUAACCCCAAAGUUGGGAUCGACAACCCUGCCUUGACACUGACUGAGGACACGGAUGGUGAGGGCAUGGGGGAGCCCCGCUUCUACCUCCUGACCAAGGACAGCACGGAGACCUUCGGCUUCUGCCUGCACGAGGAGCUGGGCUGCCAGGGCCACGUCAUCCGGCAGAUUGAGCUGGGGGGGGUGGCCCAGCGCAGGGGGCUGCAGGACGGGGACCGGCUGCUCCAGGUCAAUGGCCACUUCGUGGACCACAUGGACCACCUCAGGGUGGUGCAGAAGAUCAAGGCCAGCGGGAACCAGGUCCUGCUGGCGGUCCUGGACGGUGACUCCUACGAAGCAGCCAAAUCCCUGGGCAGGGACCUGUCCCAGAUGCUGCCGGAUGACAUCCGCCCGCGCCUCUGCCACGUCACGAGGGACAAAAGCGGCUUUGGCUUCAGUGUGUCGUGUCCAGAAGGUAAAGCAGGAUGCUGCCACCAUAAGCCACCCCAUUGUAGCACCUCACUCACCCCAAAGUGCCCCUUCUGCUCCUCCUGCAGGCACCAAGGGCACUUUCCAGCUGUCGGUGCUGCAGGACGGGCCAGCGGACAGGGCAGGGGUGCCACCAGGCUCCUGGCUGUUGGAGCUGAACGGGGACAGCGUGAAGAGCUACUCCCACACACAGCUCACCAAAAAGGUGCCUGGUCCUGGCAUGGGGCGAGGGAUGGGGCUGAGAAUGUCACUGAGAGCCCCGUGCUUCCCAUCCAGCUUAAGCAGAGCGGCAACAAGGUGACACUGCUGGUGGCAUCCAGCUCCGUGGAGGAGUUUUAUCGCCUGCGGGGCCUGCGGGUCACGGCUGCUUUGGCAGACACCUCCAGGCUCCCCUUCAAGGUCCGGGAGCUGCACCUGGUGAAGGGUCCCGCUGGCUACGGCUUCCUGCUCAAGGAGGAUGACUGCAGCUCGGGGGGAGUAGGCCAGUUCCUGUGGGAUGUGGAUGUGGGGCUGCCGGCCGAGCAGGCAGGGAUGAGGGAAGGGGACCGUGUGCUGGCAGUGAACGGGGAGAGCAUCGAGGGGCUGGACCACGAGCAGACCGUGCGCAGGAUCCGCGCCCGGGAGGACCAGGUGACGCUGCUGGUCAUCGACCCCGCUGGUGAUGAGUUCUACCGCUCGAUCGGGCUGUCCCCCCUGCAGUUCUUUGAGGACAGUGACCCCGCCUCAGGCUCCUGCACGCCCUCCCUGCCCUCCCGCAGUGGCUCCCCUGCACUCUGUGACGUUGAGGUGGGACCCAAGGGACCUGUGUCCUGGCUGAUGGCUGCUGCCAACAGUAUAGAGAUCAUACAGAGCCAGCGCCAGGAGGAACAGACGAAGCUGUGCCAGGCAUUCUAACAGCCCAGGAGCCUCUGGACAGGCUCUCCCACACAGCACCUCCACCCAGGCCACAUCCAGCCCCUCGAGCCUCAGCACUGCUCAGCAUGGACCCUGCA